CAGUCAGGACACGCGACAUUAAUCUUUCAAAUCUUACCUACAUACAGUUGUUGUAAUUAAUAUUUCCCGUUAAAGGAUCAUAACCAUUCGAUUUCGUUAAACUUCAUUUGAUCAAUCUCGCCAGGAUGUCGCGCAGGCCAGCAAAUCCUCAGGCUGAGCGUAUUGCGCAAAACACCCAAACCAUUAAGAGUCUAUUGAAACUCGAGUGUAAUAAGGUUUGUUGUGACUGCAAAAGAAAUAAACGUAGGUUCCAUCGCUAUCCUUCCAAUAAUUGUACGAGCCAGAAGCUGACAGCUGCAUUCGGGUUGACAGAUCCAAGAUGGGCAAGCUGGAACUUGGGAGUAUUCAUGUGCAUAAGAUGUUCUGGAAUACAUCGUGGAAUGGGAACGCACAUAAGCCGAGUGAAGUCGGUUGAUUUGGACUCCUGGACAGACGAACAAGUACAAAGCGUUUUGAAAUGGGGAAAUGCCAGAGCAAACAAGUAUUGGGAAGCAAAGCUGGCUCCAGGCCACGUACCAUCAGAAGCCAAGAUUGAGAACUUUAUAAGAACGAAAUACGAUUCGAAGAGGUGGGUGAUGGAUGGGCCAAUUCCUGAUCCCUCAACACUUGAUGUCGACGGAGAUGAUGAUAUGCCCCUUGGACUUGUUAAAGAAAAACACAACCUCGAGAGAUCGACAUCACAAAGGACAGCCCCACCAAGUAAAGCCCCUACUCCGAUCAGCGCUCCCCCGCAGCAGGAUCUCUUUGGCGAUGAUAUUGGGCCACCGCCGAGGGCGAGUACUGCCGGUCCGGUACCUGCAAGACCUCCGCCAAAAUCAGAGCCCGCUCCUCCAAAACAAACAAAACCAGCGGACUCCCUGUUGGGCUUGGACUUUUUUGGAACUGAGGCUGCUCCUCCCAAUCGACCGUCCAGUACAGCCCCAGCUCCAGGCACUCAGUCAAGACCCGAUCUGAAACAAUCAAUUUUAUCGCUAUAUGCAUCCACUCCCCGUCCUCAAGUACAGCAACAGACAUCACAUAUCUCACAUGCAUCAUCUGGAUCUUUUGGUGGUAUGCAAGCUGCACCACAGCAGUCACCACAACGUUCUACAUUCGGAGGUAUGAACGAUGCAUUUAGUAGCUUGAGUUUCUCAAAUUCUACAUCUCCUCCAGCUCAAUCAAAACCCACAGCCUUCUCCAACUUGGGUAACAUUUCCAGCCAUCGAUCCGCAGCUUCCGGGGGUCAAACAUCAUCCCCAUCGCUCAGUGGCGGCGGCUUUUUUGAUACGAAGCCCAAAGCAGCUCCUGCCCCUUCACAAGUAUCCCGCACAUUCAGCUCCUCAAGCGGUUUUGGAGCUUUUGAUUCGGCGCCAGGACAAUCUCCAGCUCCACAGUCCACAAAUGCUAGUUCCGCAUUAGGAGAUCUAUUCGACUUCUCCACACCUGCUGUACAAAGUGCUGCGGCGCCCAAGCAGACAAUCGCUUCGCCACCCAUUCAACCAUCCGUUUUCAACCUUUCAAGCGCAACAGCGACAUCACAAAAAUCUCCACCAGCGGCGCCCGCUAUGAGCAACGCUUGGGGCAAUACCGAUGCAUGGGGCUCAAAUGAUGCUUGGGGUAGCGCUGCCAAAAUAAGUCCAUCUCUUCCAAAGCCUGCACCACCUCAAACUAGCACUGGGGAUUUUGGUGGCUGGGGAGGGCUAUCGAACCAGAGUAUAGUACCAGGCGCUGGAGGUAGUUUUAAUACAAUUGUUAGUGCUCCAAAAGUGGCAGCAGAUGAUGAAUUUGGUGGAUGGAGUAGUGCAGCUCCAGCGCCUGCCGCGAAUGCGACUUCUGGAGCUGGAAAGCCUGCUGGGGGUUUCUCAUCGGGUGGUGAGGAUUUGUUCUCGAAUGUAUGGGAGUGAUGCAGAAAUACGGUACUGUGUGUAGGGGGAUGACAGGGACGAGAAUUUGGAGGGGGUAUAUGGAUAUGAACGGAUGGAUGGAUGAAAAAUGACAUGAACAUAGAUAUCCUAUAAAUGGCAGAUGAUUUCAAGGCGCAAUUUAGUCUGAUGUGUUUUUAUACAAUUUUCGCGUAGAUAUGUAUUCCACCCCUGAAAGCAAUAACCAACCGUGCAUAACGUAAUAUCGCCAUGUAUCCUGAUCCAUUCAUUCGUAAGAGUAUAUGCAGCCAUAACGCCGUUAGAAUGCCACAGCCGCAGUUUAAUAUAUCUGCCGAUGUCCAUACAUAUAAUACAAU
Sclerotinia trifoliorum is the source of this 2218-nucleotide messenger RNA. Lineage: Eukaryota; Fungi; Ascomycota; Leotiomycetes; Helotiales; Sclerotiniaceae. The record is from the annotation of a GenBank genome assembly.